Molecule: messenger RNA, 2676 nt
Organism: Penicillium verrucosum
Lineage: Eukaryota; Fungi; Ascomycota; Eurotiomycetes; Eurotiales; Aspergillaceae
Exons: 5
Coding region: 1-2676 (891 amino acids)
Biological process (GO): regulation of fungal-type cell wall organization; activation of GTPase activity; signal transduction
Cellular component (GO): cell cortex
Molecular function (GO): GTPase activator activity
Source: RefSeq, a predicted model, not a curated record
AUGUGGCUACCCCAGGAUUUCCCACACGAGGGCGGUGACGCAGGGCCCCCUUCAACUUUCCCGAAUCCCUCGAUCGACACACCCACUUCUCUGCGCCUCUCCGCUUCUCAGUACCUUCGAUUCCAUCUCGAGUCGCCCUCCGGACUCGCCAUGGUGACGGUCGGCAAGUCGCACCCGGGCGCUGACCCCGUCCACCCUCUCCCCACCUCACCCGAUCCGGUCGGCUCCAACUCCCCGCCAUCGAAGCGAGAUUUAGCUUCAUGGUGGAAACAGUUCAAACGAAGCACCAGAAAAGACGAAUUGAAAGAAGAGGCACCCCGCGGCAUCUUCGGGAUCCCGCUCAAUGUCAGCAUCAAGUAUGCCAAUGUGGCAAUCUCAUUAACCAACGACCAUGGCGAGAGCUUCAUUUAUGGAUACGUGCCUAUUGUUGUUGCAAAAUGUGGAGUUUUUCUAAAAGAAAAAGCAACGGAUGUGGAGGGCAUCUUCCGUCUUAACGGAUCAGCCAAACGUAUUAAAGACUUGCAGGAGGUCUUCGAUUCCCCCGAGCGAUAUGGCAAAGGACUCGACUGGUCCGGAUACACCGUCCAUGAUGCAGCAAAUGUACUUCGCCGAUACCUGAACCAGCUUCCCGAACCCAUCGUGCCAUUGGAGUUUUAUGAGCGCUUCCGUGAACCUCUGCGUAUCUACCAGCGACAAGUCCUAGAAGGCAAGGACACAAACGAUGCCGAUAAGUUCGACCACGCAAAGGCUGUCGAGACGUACCAGAACCUCAUCAUCGAGCUGCCCCCAUUGAACAAGCAGCUGCUCCUCUAUAUCCUCGAUCUUCUCGCGGUUUUCGCCUCAAAGUCCGAUCAGAAUCGCAUGCCGUCUGCCAAUCUGUCUGCGAUCUUUCAACCAGGCAUGCUGUCUCACCCCCAGCAUGAUAUGUCACCGGAGGAAUACAAGUUGAGUCAGGAUGUGUUGAUCUUCUUGAUCGAGAAUCAGGAUCACUUCCUGUUCGGAAUGAGUGGCACGGCUGCCGAUGAGCAGACCAUGAAAGAGGUUGAGGCUGGAAUUCCACGACCCGCAGCUCACCCGACCGUUCGACGAUCGGUAUCCAACGCUAGUGCGAACACGGAUGGCCAUCGCAAGUUGGACAGUAUCCGACGAAAUGUCUCCGUUUCAUCGCGCAACUCGCGCCAUUCUAACAACGCUCAAAGCCCCGUAACUCCCACCUCAGCCACCGGCGGCGGUGGUGGUGUCCACCGAAGCAACACUCUGCCCUCAAAGAUGGGUCCCGUCUUGGCCUCUGCCCGUUAUGCACGAGCCAACGACACUGGAUCGAACAAUCCUUCCGGCCUAUCUGUUUCUCAUCAGAGUUCUCGAUCAACUAGUCGAACACCCUCAGUGCGCGAAGAGCCCGAGCAGCCUGCGCCGAUCCCUGAGUCGGUCUCUCAUCCGGCCCCUCAACCAGUCCCUGAGCAGACACCCGAGCAAUGUCCUGAGCAGCGAACCCCUAGUAAAUCGGCCGCCUCGUUGACUCCAGGCAACGUCUAUGUGCAUACGUCAACCCAUGGCCCAUUGCCUCCGGCCACUGCUGAACGUCUUAGCCUCAGCGAAAUUGCCAGGCCGCAUGAAAAUAUCAACACCACGGUCACCUCCCCCCGGUCGCUCUAUCCCCACAUGUCACCCCGAGCCCCGAAUCGCUUGAAAAAAAAGCGCAUUCCCGGUAGUGCAAGCAUGAGCGCACAAAGCUCGGCUAAUUCACUCCAUGCCUCGAGUGCAGAUCCUAGUGCGGAUCUUGAACCUAAGAACGAAAACCGAUCUGUGGAAGCUGCUGUUGGUGACACCACUCCGAGACCACCAACCUCUGCCACGCUCGGCAACCGAGAGAACCCUUUCGACUCGAGCCCGGCUCCCGCAGAUGGUACUUCGCAACCUCACACUGACCACUCUUUGCGACCUCACAGGUCGCGCACACCCUCCAUGAACUCACGUUCAUCAUUCACUGAUCAGUCUGAUAUGGAUCAGCCUGAAGAUGUCGCUCGCCACGAAAAUCGUCGUAGUUGGCGGUUCCAUCGGUCGUCCAAACACACCGGCGAACAAGUCGGACUAGGUUUCGCGUCUCCACCCCUAGUAGCGACGAAUCCCCGAGCUGAGCAAAGCACCAGUUCAUUCGGUAGCGGUCACCAUCAAAACACAGACCUCUCCAAUCACCCACUGAGCUUGGAUGCUGGCAUUCAAGGCACCACUUCCUCCAUAGGAUCAGAGCCCGAGAAGAAGAGUUUGUUCGGAAAGUUCAAGGCCAAGGUUGCUCAGGUUCGGGAUGGUGUUAAGGAUGAUCGUGAGCGCACAAAGAGCCCCACCAGGUCAGAGCAUGACCCUUCCCUCACCAACCAGCCUCUUGCUCCCAUUGCUACGGAGCCGACAAAUGGCAACUCUCUCUCAGUUGAAGUACCACGCGAACAGCCCAAGGAAGAGCAUAUGCGUUCGCCCGUGUCUCCCUUGCCUGGCGCUGGUCUUCCCCCAUCUAUCCCCGAAGAGCCGCAUAGCCCCGAGGCGACUGCAACUGUGCCUGUCGCUGAACAGAAGGAGUCUGUUCAGCUGCCCGCUACCGAGUCCGUGUUGGCACCAGAGCCAACAGUGUCCCCUGAAAUCCUGAAAGAGACCGCGGGACCCUCCACCUCAGCUGUUUGA